CACGGGCACCUACCAAGGAUGCUGGAGCAAGAUGGAUUCAGAAAGGCAGUCGCUUGCUUAAAUCCUAUGGUCAAUAUGCCAUCCCACUAUGACUUUACAGGAAACAUCUGUGACUUGUUUCAGCAAGAAAAUUCCAAGCUAAAGGACAGGUUAGCUGCUUUACAUACUCGGGUUUGCUUGAGUGCUUAUAUGUGGAAUUAUGAUCCACACUUGGCCUUCUUGUGCUUGAGUGUUCACUACAUUGAUGAUGAAUGGGAGAAACAGCAAAAGAUCAUCACAUUCUCUCCCAUGGACCCCUCUUGUGAUGCAUAAGAAUCUAGUAAUGUCAUAUUGGGGGCUAUUAGAGAAUGGGGCCUUCAUGACAAGGUUUUCAGCAUUACAGUGGAUGAUGCUUUCAUUGAUGAUUCAGUAACUUCAAAUGUCGAAGCCAGUCUACAGAAAUGGAACAAAGCUGGUGCAAAUCUGAACUUGUUUGUAGUACGUACUGCAACUCAUUUACUUGAUCAGGUUAUCCAGGUGGGACUGGAUGAACUUGACAGAAUCAUGGAGAAAUCAGCAAAGUGCACCAAGUAUGCAAAGGGUUCCAACCGUGUAGCAGUACGGUAUCCCAACAGCAGAUAUGCCCCAUCACCAAAAGACUGGAGAACGGCAAAUAAGAUUUGUGAGAUUUUGAAAGAUUUUCAUGAAGACAUUGACUUGAUGCCAAACCUUCCUAGUCCAGCAGAUCUCUUUGGCACGCUGAAAAAGGUUUAUCGCAAGGCUGAUUUCGAGAGCCGAUAUGAGAGUGAUGAAUAUUUUUCCAAAGUGCUGGAGAAGAUUAAACAAAAGUUUAAGGAACACUGGAAAGUCUGUUUCUUGCAUUUCUAUAUGCCUAUGGUCAUGGAUCCUAAAUACAGUAUGAAAUGCAUCAAGCACUUCAUUCAAGGCAACGAAAGGGAUGACUAUAUGCAUGAAGUGUGUAAUACAUUUGUCAAUCUCUUCAAUGAAUAUUUAGAUCAGGUGGAUGAUCCUAACUGCACUUCCGGGUCAGAAACUAGCAAGGGGACUUUUGAGAAUGCAGAUACGUUGUUGAGGUAUUAUCAGGACUCUAAGCAUCAAUCUUGUGAGCGACCAAUGACUGAACUUGGCCAGUACCUGCAAGAAACCGGUCCUGCUUCAGGCAAUCCCAGUGUUCUCCAGUGGUGGAAGGAACAUAGCCUAACCUAUCCGACGAUUGCUCAGAUGGCACGCGAUAUUCUGACACUACCAUGCAAUACUGCGUGCAAGGUAGCAACAAGAACUGCAGGACUAGCAAUGUGUGAGUCAGCUGACAAGAGCCAUAUUGAAAUGCUCGUAUGUACUCAAGAUUGGCUUGCACCAGCCGCCAUGAGAAGUGUGGUUCCGACCGAUGAUAUUUAGAAAGAAUAUGUCAUCCUUCCUAUUGUUCAGUGGAAGCUAGCAAGCUGCUGUCCUCAUUUACCGGUUAUAAUCGCUGAAUCGGUGCUACUAGCAGUGGCUCAUUUUGUUGCCUCUUUGAUACAGGAUUCAACUAGGAGAAAUCACAUGGCGCUGUGUCAAACUUGAAGCAAUCUUUUGUGUUAUGUUUAAUUACUGAUGGAGCUGUGUUGUAGUUUCUGUACGUAUCGGUAGUGUGGAGCCUGUCAGUAGUUCUUGCUUCUGGUUUCAGAUACUUUCUCGAAAAAAAAUUCAGAUACUGUUAUCUUAAGACAUGCUAUCUGAUGAUCCUUGAUCAUACUCAUGUUCAGAUAUUCACUUACUCCAUUUAUGCUUUC
Messenger RNA from Panicum virgatum (switchgrass), 1772 nucleotides. RefSeq names its product zinc finger BED domain-containing protein DAYSLEEPER-like. Gene Ontology annotation, molecular function: protein dimerization activity; DNA binding. Lineage: Eukaryota; Viridiplantae; Streptophyta; Magnoliopsida; Poales; Poaceae. The transcript is spliced from 3 exons. The coding region runs from base 544 to 1398 and encodes 284 amino acids. The record is from RefSeq and is a predicted model, not a curated record.